Molecule: messenger RNA, 3342 nt
Organism: Acromyrmex echinatior (Panamanian leafcutter ant)
Lineage: Eukaryota; Metazoa; Arthropoda; Insecta; Hymenoptera; Formicidae
Gene: RIOK2
Product: RIO kinase 2
Biological process (GO): protein phosphorylation; maturation of SSU-rRNA
Cellular component (GO): nucleus; preribosome, small subunit precursor; cytosol
Molecular function (GO): ATP binding; protein serine/threonine kinase activity
Source: RefSeq, a predicted model, not a curated record
UGGUAGCACUGAUAAUUUUAGGUUAAAGGUUACACGUGUAUGACGAUCCAUGAAGAUAGAAAUAAGUUAAAAAGUUAUAAGAUAUUUUAAGAAAAAACCGAAUUUGCGUUAUAUAAAUCCUCUAAUUAUCUGCGAUCUAAUAUGGGAAAGUUGGACGUUAAAAUAUUACGAUAUUUAACCCCGGAAGAUUUUCGUGUUCUAACAGCGAUUGAAAUGGGUAUGAAAAAUCAUGAACUCGUACCCGCACUACUUGCCACACAAAUAGCAAAUCUACGUUACGGUGGAGUUCAUAAAUUACUAAAAGAAAUGUGCAAGCAUAAAUUGCUCAGUUACGAACGAGGCAAACGAUAUGAUGGUUAUCGUUUGACAAAUGCUGGCUAUGAUUAUUUAGCCUUAAAAGUUUUAACGCAAAGAGAAACAAUCCGUUCUUUUGGUAAUCAGAUUGGUGUUGGCAAGGAAUCUAACAUUUAUGUUGUUGCCAAUGAAGAAGAGACUUCGUUUUGUCUAAAGUUACACAGAUUGGGUAGAACAUGCUUUCGAAACAUUAAAGGAAAAAGAGAUUAUCAUCAGCAUAGACAUUCUGCAUCUUGGUUAUAUUUGUCAAGAAUCUCUGCAACUAGAGAGUUUGCAUAUAUGAAAGCACUUCUGGAUAGAGGUUUUCCUGUGCCAAAACCAAUUGAUUUUAAUAGGCAUUGCGUUGUCAUGGAGCUGGUUGAAGGUGGACCUCUGUGUAAUAUAAAUGAAGUAGACAAUGUUGAAGCAUUGUACGACGAGCUCAUGGAUUUGAUUGUUAGACUGGCGAAUCAUGGUGUUAUACAUGGAGAUUUCAAUGAAUUUAACAUAAUGAUCAAAGAUGAUGGCAAACCUGUUAUCAUUGAUUUUCCUCAGAUGGUUUCUACAGAACACGAGAAUGCAGAAGCGUAUUUUGAAAGAGAUGUGAAUUGUAUCCGUGAUUUCUUUAAGAGACGAUUUGGAUAUGAGAGCGAAUUAUAUCCAACUUUUCAAGAUAUAUCACGUGAAGACAGUAUAGAUGCUGAAGUCAAAGCCAGUGGCUUUGCAAGGCAAAUAGAAAAAGAAAUUGAUACUUUUUUAACAGAAAAUGGUAUUGAUUAUAAAGAAGAAAAAGACAAUGAAGACAGUGAGGAUAGCGAAGAAGAAACAUAUGAGAAUUGUGUUGAUAAUAUUGAAGAUUUGAAAUGUCAAUUAAAAGAUUUACAGCUUCAAAACGAAAUUGUUGUAAAAGAAGAAUUUAAUGCUUCAAUAAGAGAUCCAGUAUUGAAUAAUGAUGACGAACAUUUGAAGAAAAUAUCUAUGGUGCCAUGUCCCAAUAAGGAAAAUAAUAUGGAAAAUGAAUGUAAACAAAAUAACGAAAAUGUAACAGUAGAAAAUGUAAUAGUCAAUGAAAAAUAUGAUUUUACAUUGUAUGAUUUAUCAAAUGUAGAAAACAAAGCAGUACGUUUUUAUGAUGAUACACAAAGUAUACGAAGUGUUUCAACAGCUGCUACAAUUGCACCAGAUGUGAUAAAAAAGAGAACGAAGUUAGCACUUGACAAACGCGAGAGAAGUCAAGCAAAGAGAGCACUUGCUAAAGGAGAAGCAAGCGCAGUAACGAGGAUACGAAGAGAUAAUAGGGCUACAAUUAAAGACUCGACGGGAAUUUGGGGUUGGGAAUAAAGUACAAAUUAUUGAAAAAAGUAUAAUACAUUAAAAAUAGAUUAGAGAAAAAUGUAAUCCUCUAAAGACGAAUAUCCAACAAAAGACAAAAAUAUAGAAAGCAGUUUUAUUUCAAGAACUAAUCAUAUACUUCAUUGCUUUAAUUAAGUAAUUUUGUAGUAUUUAUAAUAAUUAUGAUGUAAUUGCAAAUAAAUAGGGGAGAGUGGUUUAAAUCGGAUCUAUUUGCAGUUUUUGCUCUCUACAAGGCGUAAAUAAAGUCAUAAAACCGAUCAUAAAACCAAAGAUGCCGUUGGAAAGAUCAUUUAAUUCCUUUCAUUUUUACUUUAAAUCAUUUUGACGUAUCUCUCACCUGUUUUCGGAUCCGAUUUCGAACUAUUGGUUCCAAAUCCGAUCAUCCUCUGGUCCAAAUCGGAUCCUCCUAUUUUUAUGGAUUGUUAGAUAGAAAUUCAUAAGAUUUUAAUUUAUUUUUGUUAGUAUUGAGCAAAAACGAGCAAUUUGAUAGUUAAAGAAAUAGUUAAAUUUUAUUCAGAACAAAAUUACAGUUUAUAUUAUUAGAAUUGAAAUUAAUAAAAAAUUCAAUUAAUAUGAGUCUGAUGACUCAUGAUAUUUUAUUGAUUUAGUGUUCCUUAGAUCAGAUCUGGUCGGUCGAUCACCAGUACUACAAUCAGGUUGCGAGUCUUCCUUCUUUGAUGAAUUAAUUGACUUGGCUUUUUAAGUUCUUUUUAGUUCUUGAUCUCAUUUGCGGUUUUUUUUUUUUUUUUUUUUUUAGUUGAUGCAUUUGUUUCGUUGCUUCCUCUAUAACAAUAGUUUCAAUCGCAGCAUCAUCAAUUAAAAUAGUUGCUUUUCCUGGUUUUCGUCCUCAAUCGGUAUUUUUACGUGGAGGCGCUUUUAGAAGUCGACAAAUGGAUUGCAGUAUUUCGUUCAAAUUUAUUUUUAUCUCGCUAUAUUCGAUUGGCCGAUAAGUUCUUGAACUGAGCAGGAAGUCAAUUUCUUGGAAAACGUCAGGACAAUAAUUAUCUUAAAUCAAUUACCUUUCAAAUUUUUAAUGUCUUAAAUAAUGAUUUACAAAGAUUUUUUUUUUAAUUUUUGCACGAUAGCUAAAAAUACAUAUUUGCGUCUAUUCUAUGAACGUUAUGACAGAGAACUGUCAAACUGCUGUCAUAUGUUCGGUGUCUUAUAACUUUACAUUAUAAAUAGCAUGUAAAUCUACUUAACCAUAUUCGUUUAAAUUAAAAAGGUUCUAUUUGGAACACGGUUCGAUUUAGAACAUUCUUCCCUAUAAGUCAAUAUAAAUUGAUUUGCCAAGCGAUUGAUUCUUAUUUGUGGAUCCAUGAGUAAGAACCAAUAGCUCGGCAAACUGCAUUCUUUCAUCAACACACAUCUACACUUUUUAGAUGAAUCAAUAUUUAAGAUCAAACGUACACUCACCGACUAAAAGGUUGCAACAGAUUUUUUACUAUGGUUUUCGGAAUACAGCCUACUCACCGAUUGGUUUUUACUUACGGAUCCAUAAGUAAGAACCAAUCGCUCGGUGAGCAGACUGCAUUCCGAAACCCUUAAAAAAAAAAAUGUUGCAACCUUUUAGUCGGUGAGUGUACAUAAAAUCUAUGUAUUAUUAAUGAACAAUUUUACCUUGAGCAGUAUUAUCAAUAUAAUUGAAUAUUAAUG